CAUUCUCAUUCUAUAUUUGGCAUUUACUAUAUUUACACAUCAUACGUCGUAGUAAUUAGAAAAAAAUUAAUAAAAUUUACAAAAUUAAUAUAAUUUAAUAGAAAAACUAAAUAACUUGUUAAUAAACAUUAAAAUUAUAUUAUAAAGAAUAAUUAAACUUAAGAAAAAACUCGAAAACAAAUUAAUAAAUAAAACAAAAUGAGUGACGACGAUAGAGAUAUUGACAUUGAAAGUGAUGAUGAUAAUGAUUCCGAUGCUGGAGGUUCUCAACAGCAGAGACACACUAGCACACAAAAUUUUACCCAAGAAGAAAAACGGGCCCACCAUAAUGCUUUGGAACGUAAGAGACGUGAUCAUAUCAAAGAAAGUUUCACCAGUUUAAGAGAAGCUGUACCCUCGUUAAAGGGUGAAAAGGCAAGUCGUGCCCAGAUUUUAAAGAAGACCACAGAAUGUAUACAAAUUAUGAGAAGAAAGAUUCAAGCUAAUCAAAAAGAUGUAGAAGAUAUUAAAAAACAAAAUGCUGUACUAGAGGCACAAAUACGUAUGUUGGAAUGUGCAAAGAAUGGCUAUGUUAUUGAUCCCACAGAAUAUCAACAGUUGACCAAUGGUGAUCAAACAUUACAACACGACAGUUCGGAUGGUGAUGAACAAGAUUUUAGUCGUCGUAGUAAAAAAAUGAAAACGUCUUAUCAGGCCUAGUAACUAAUGCAAAAAUUUGAUGAUAUGAAAGUUUAGAGAUGUUAUAACUUACAACAACAAGAACAACAAAACCAAAAGAAAAACAUGUAAAUCAAAAUAUGCAACUGUAAAACAACUAAUUGAAACAAUUAUGGAAUAAAAAACUCAUAGGAUUUGUUGAAAGGAUUAUAAGAACUAACAGAUUAAUAGCCAAAAUCUAUUAAGAGUAUAAAUAUUUGUAUAAUAUUACAUUAUUGGAAAAAAAGUAGUCAAGUAGUAGAAGAAAAGUAAUAAUUUUCCCACUCUCUAAUAUAUUUUUUGUGUCUUUUUAUAAAUGUUUAAUAAAAA
Lucilia sericata (common green bottle fly) is the source of this 1026-nucleotide messenger RNA. Its product is annotated as protein max-like. The record is from RefSeq and is a predicted model, not a curated record. Gene Ontology annotation, molecular function: DNA-binding transcription factor activity; protein dimerization activity. The coding region runs from base 199 to 699 and encodes 166 amino acids. The transcript has 4 exons. Gene Ontology annotation, biological process: positive regulation of transcription by RNA polymerase II. Lineage: Eukaryota; Metazoa; Arthropoda; Insecta; Diptera; Calliphoridae. Gene Ontology annotation, cellular component: RNA polymerase II transcription regulator complex.